AGAGGAGUUUGUGAAUCUUGGUGAAGAGCUCGGAGAAAUUAGUGUUGUUCUCGGAGAGGAAAGGGAGGUGCUGGACGUCAGAGUGGAGGUGGAGAUGGAGACCCCGUUGGGUGCUGCUAUUGUUCACGCGCCGCUGGGGUUGUCUCAUGCAGUUGUUUGCGCGCUGCUGGGUGCGAGGGAGGUGGAUCUAGGUGAGCAGGAGGUAGCGUUCGGGUGA
Messenger RNA from Ilex paraguariensis (yerba mate), 217 nucleotides. The record is from the annotation of a GenBank genome assembly. Lineage: Eukaryota; Viridiplantae; Streptophyta; Magnoliopsida; Aquifoliales; Aquifoliaceae.